AUGCACAACAUUGACGGGCAGGCACAUAUUGGAAAGGUCUGUCUGUCGCUGCACACCCACACACACACGCAGGGCAUACACAGAGGCAGGCAACCAACCCACGGCACGCAGCAUGGCCUCUUCGUUCUAAACUGACGGAUGGAUGCCAACACCACCACAAACACUCACGCAUGAACUCACGCAACGAUAGACAGACAGACAGACAGACAGAAGGUAUGGAAAUAAGCAGGGACAUCCGUAUAUCAGACAGGGAGUGGAGUGAGUCAGAGAGGGGGAUGGGUGAGCCAGCCUGUCUGUCAUGGCCCUGCUGCUGCCGCUGCUUUGGCCUCGGCAUACUUGUACUGAGGCAGCUGUGCACGCUUCUCCUCAGGAGAUAUCUGAAACACACACACAGACACACAGACAGACACACAUGCCCGACGGAACUUGCUCGUCUGUCUGUGUGUGGUGUCUGUUUCCUUGGUUACCCACCUCUUCAUCUUGGUACACCCAUCGCGGUCCCCUCCCCUCCCCGCCCUCAGCAGAAGCAACCUAUGCACACACGAACAAAAGACAGACAGCCAUGAAACCCUCAUCAUUCCUCUACACGUCGUCACUCACCGCGGCCUCGCCGUUGGUCUGUGCGGGUGCCGUCAUGCCAGGUGGCGUCAGCCCCGGGGGCAUCCCCAGGCCCCCAGGCAUCCCCAUCCCCGGCCUCAUCGCAGCAGCGGGCGGCACCAACCCUGGCGCGGCCCCCAUGGCUGGCGGCACCAUCCCGGCUGCUGGGGUGGGCAGUCGCGGGACCAUCCCCAUGGCACCUAUCAUGGGCAUGGUGGGCAUGGUCGGCCGCAUGAAGCCCCCCAUCAUGGCCGGAUACGCACCGCCAAACGGAAACGCGCUCGGCAUCGCAGGAGCUGCACACACACACACACACACACACACAAAAGAGAAGCAGAAGGGGAACGAUUUGAGACGGAUGUGGUGUGGUGUGAUGUGGGUCAGACAGGACAGAGAGGAGGGCAGUCUAGGAGUCAUGAAUGCAUCAUGCAGCAGGUGGAGUGAGUGAGUGAGUGUCAUUCUGGCUUGCGUGCCUGGUGGAUAGGGAGAGGGGUGGAGGAAGCGACCCAAAUUGGGGUCGGUCUUGGCCAGGACAUUGCCGGAGCGCGACAUGCCCUCUCUCCCCGCCUGUCUGUCUGUCUGUCUGUCUGUCUGUCUGCUCCCCUGCCUGUCUGCCGACUGUCAGAUCAUUCGUGCGAUCGAUGUGUCAGUUACUUGACAGACGAAGGGAGUAUGCCAUGCGCUGGAGAAAAAAGGCCAUCCGUCACCCGUCCAUCCAUCCCUCCAUGUACCGCCCAUGCAUUGCACCCCACGUACCUCUAUCACGAUGGAUGCCCCGACCCCCCGCUUACUUGGCACUGCAGCAGGCAUCAUGGGCGGCACCACUGGCAUACCGUUGGGCUGCGCACCGCCGCCACCAGCACCACCACCCCCCGGAGCGCCGCCCUUGUCGCCCCGGUCAUGCAGGAACUCGGCGGGCACCCCCUCCAUGCCGUGGACGAUGACAUCUGGGUUGUCGCGCCCAUCCAGCGCAUUCGGCACCUUGGUGAUGGUCUCCUUGUGCACCUGAAGCAUGUGCACCACCAAACCUGACCACACAGCACAACAUACACCAAAGGUACUGUCACAUGCAUCUGCAGAGCCUGAUCCACUCUUGUGUCACUCACCUGUGGCGGUGUCGAGCUUGCGAUGACACUGAUGGCAUUUGAAGUGCUUCGCCUUCUGGUGCUGGACCAGCACCUUCUCGUCGUCAAACUCACGGUCACAGUAGUAACAAAAAGGCUUCACUACAUCAGCCUUUCUCUUCUUGCGUCCCCUGCAGACAGCAAAGCACACACGCAGACAAGGCAGACAGACAGGUGAGGCGUGGAAUGAGACAGACAGAUUCCUGCCAUGCAUAAAGACACACAUACAUACAUCGCUCAAGGGCACUCCCGUACGUUCCUCGUCCUUCACGUCGCGGAGGGAGCUGCAAUUCGAGCUGCAGUUGCGAGCUAAGCGGAAGGGAAGAGCGCGGGCAGGGGGAUGCUGAGCUGAAACGUGGUGAACCGCACACCCGUGCAGUGCAGUAACUCAU
Vitrella brassicaformis is the source of this 2113-nucleotide messenger RNA. NCBI's taxonomy places the organism in Eukaryota, Vitrellaceae. The record is from the annotation of a GenBank genome assembly.